AUGAGUUGGAGAGGGGUAUUAGUGUUGUUAUUAUGCCUUGCGACGUUUGGAGAAUCAACCGAUAGGUUGGCGAGAUAUUGGUCCACCGACUUGAGUGCUGGAACUUCAUCACUCUACAGCUGGGCCGUCACGAGUGCUGCCAUAUUUGUGAUGGUGGCUCUCCUUCUAUCAAUGUACCUUAUCUUUGAACAUUUAGCUGCGUACAAUCAGCCAGAGGAGCAGAAAUUUUUAAUUGGACUCAUUCUUAUGGUGCCUGUCUAUGCAGUGGAAUCGUUUGUAUCUUUAUUGAAUUCUGAUGCUGCAUUCAACUGCGGAAUUAUAAGAGAUUGUUAUGAAGCGUUUGCAUUGUAUUGCUUUGAACGAUAUCUCAUAGCAUGCUUAGGUGGAGAGGAUAAUACCAUUGAGUUCAUGGAAAAACAGACAUUGGCCACGUCCAGCGUACCUCUUUUGGAUGAGACUUAUGCUUAUGGAGUUGUCGAACAUCCGUUUCCUUUGAACUGUUUUUUAAGGGAUUGGAAUCUUGGAUCCGACUUCUAUCAGGCCGUGAAAAUUGGCAUCGUUCAAUAUAUGAUAUUGAAAAUGAUAUGUGCCUUCCUGGCGAUGUUCUUUGAGUUUUUAGGUGUUUAUGGGGAUGGGAAGUUUGAAUGGAAUUACGCCUAUCCAUAUCUUGCAGUGGUUCUGAAUUUCAGCCAGACUUGGGCCUUAUAUUGCCUAGUGCAGUUCUAUUCCGUUACCAAGCAUAAGCUUGCACCAAUUAAACCUUUGGCCAAAUUUCUGACGUUUAAGUCUAUUGUAUUCCUGACAUGGUGGCAAGGUGUUGCUGUUGCCUUUCUUUUCUCUUUUGGAGCCUUAAAAGGAUCAUUGGCACUCGCUCUUAAAACACGCAUACAAGACUAUAUCAUCUGUAUUGAGAUGGGUAUUGCUGCUGUUGUACAUCUAUUUGUAUUCCCAGCGGCUCCUUACAAACGUGGGGAGAGAUGUGUGAGAAAUGUUGCUGUGAUGUCAGAUUAUGCAUCUUUAGGGACCCCACCAGAUCCGGACGAGGUUCAAGACUCCGAAAGAUUCACGAGGAUUCGAUUUUCCCGCCAUGAGGAGAGAGACCAACGCCCGAGGCUCCACCAAAGCGUUCGUGAUGUGGUCUUAGGAAGUGGGGAAAUUAUUGUGGAUGACAUGAAGUUCACGGUCUCGCACGUGGUAGAACCGGUCGAAAGAGGGCUAGCGAAAAUCAACAGAACUUUCCAUCAGAUAUCCGAAAACGUAAAGAAGUACGAGGAGAGAAAGAAGAAAUCCAAGGACGACAGCCAUCUCGUCCCUUUAAACUCGAGGACCAAAGAAUUUUCGGAGGUGCAUGACGAGCUCAUUGAAGGGAGCGCCAGUGACAGUGGUUUAUAUGAUGCGAAGAGAACGCAUCAUAAAGUUAAAGGGUCCUCUUCCCAGUUGAAAUACAGAUAA
This is a messenger RNA of Striga hermonthica, 1452 nucleotides long. NCBI's taxonomy places the organism in Eukaryota, Viridiplantae, Streptophyta, Magnoliopsida, Lamiales, Orobanchaceae. The record is from the annotation of a GenBank genome assembly.